This is a messenger RNA of Paramormyrops kingsleyae, 5167 nucleotides long. RefSeq names its product diacylglycerol kinase, beta (gene dgkb). Gene Ontology annotation, cellular component: plasma membrane. NCBI's taxonomy places the organism in Eukaryota, Metazoa, Chordata, Actinopteri, Osteoglossiformes, Mormyridae. Gene Ontology annotation, biological process: phospholipase C-activating G protein-coupled receptor signaling pathway. The record is from RefSeq and is a predicted model, not a curated record. Gene Ontology annotation, molecular function: ATP-dependent diacylglycerol kinase activity; calcium ion binding.
GAAGCAAGUUAUAUAACUGCAAGCUUGUUGUGUCCCCAUAAUGACGGUUUCUGUCAUUCAUCGGGGCGCCCCUCCGGUAUAAUAGAGCAGCCGGAACACCAAAGGCUGAGCCUCGUGUGGGCUGGGGCGGUAAUGCCUGCAAACGUUCUGUGUUAUUAUUUUUGAUUAAUUCUACAGGUCCUCUGUGUUACGUGUUCCCUUGUGCGAAGUUCUGAAUAGCUGGAAAUCGGAACAUUCUUUGUAUUUCUACACUCUUCUCUAGGGACGUAAACAAACCGUGGGGCCCAGCUUUCACGAUCACGGAUUUUGAAGAGGGGCUGAAGACUUUUGCGGCAGUUGGCACGGCCUGCAUCCUGACCGUCUGCUCACACGUAGGCCGUCGGCUCCUGAUGCGUGUUCAGACCUUCGAAAGCUCGGCCGUACUUGCAUGUCGUGACAUCGAUGGAAUAACGGCUGCUUUAUUUUAACACAUAUGUGAGAGGAGCAGGACUGAGGCGAUGUGAGAUAAGACAUCCAUCAUGACGAACCCUGAGAAGUGGGUCACCCUGAGUCCGGCGGAGUUCUCCCAGCUCCAGGAGUAUACACAGUAUUCCACCAAAAAGCUGAAGGAUGUUCUGCAGGAAUUUUACGGUGAUGGACUGCUGGCCAAGUACAAUCCAGAGGAGAAGCAGGACAUACUCAAUCAGGACAUCGACUUCGAAGGCUUCAAGCUCUUCAUGACGACCUUCUUGGAGAACGAGCUCACGGAGGCCUUCUGUCAGCAGCUCUUCCUGUCGUUCAGUGACAAGGCCGCCAAACCCAGUCCAUCCACUCCCGAUAGGUCGAAAGUCACUGGUAUCAAACUCAUCAAAGGUAAUUGCACUCCUCAGAAGGUCCCUCAGUUGCUGAGGAUGAAUUCCCUGGACACAGUCAAACUGAAAGACAUCGUAUGUUACUUGUCCCUGUUGGAAGGCGGACGACCCGAAGACAAACUUGAAUUUAUGUUCCGUCUGUAUGAUGUCGAUGGAAACGGCUCUCUGGAUAGCUCGGAAUUGGAACAUAUAAUCUCUCAGAUGAUGCAUGUUGCAGAAUAUCUCGAGUGGGACGUCAAAGAGCUGAAGCCAAUCCUACAGGAGAUGAUGCAAGAAAUUGACUAUGAUCAGGACGGCGCGGUUUCUCUGGAGGAGUGGAUCCAGGGCGGCAUGACAACCAUCCCCCUGCUGGUGCUGCUGGGGCUGGAGACAAAUGUGAAAGAUGACGGACAGCACGUCUGGAGGCUGAAGCAUUUCAACAAGCCAGCUUACUGCAACCUUUGCCUGAACAUGCUGGUUGGGCUGGGUAAACAGGGCCUCUGCUGCUCCUUCUGCAAGUACACGGUCCACGAACGCUGCGUGGCUAGAGCUCCGCCCUCUUGUAUCAAAACGUACGUCAAAUCAAAGAAGAACACGGAGGUGAUGCACCAUUUCUGGGUAGAAGGAAACUGUCCGACCAAAUGUGACAAGUGUCACAAAAACAUCAAGUGCUACCAGGGUCUGACUGGACUUCACUGUGUGUGGUGCCAAAUCACUCUCCACAAUAAGUGCGCCUCCCACAUGAAGCCAGAGUGCGACUGUGGGCCGCUCCGGGACCACAUUCUGCCCCCCACCACCAUCUGCCCCGUCGUCCUGCAGGAAAGGCAGUCUACACUGAGGAAAGAUUCCAGAGCAAACCAAUCAGGAGGCAGAGGAAAGAUGCAGCGAGCCAAUUCUGUGACCGUGGAUGGGCAAGGACUUCAGAUCACAGCAGCAGAGGGCACUCGUCCGCUAUUGGUGUUCGUCAAUCCGAAGAGCGGAGGAAAGCAGGGAGAGCGAAUAUACAGGAAAUUCCAGUACUUGUUAAACCCCCGCCAGGUGUACUGCCUCGCCAAAAACGGACCCAUGCCGGGGUUGAAUUUCUUCCGAGAUGUUUCCAGCUUCAGAGUCCUUGCCUGCGGUGGUGAUGGCACAGUUGGAUGGAUUCUUGAUUGCAUCGAUAAAGCCAACUUGGAGAAAAAUCCCCCUGUGUGCAUACUUCCUCUUGGCACAGGAAAUGACCUCGCACGAUGCCUGAGAUGGGGAGGAGGUUAUGAGGGAGGGAGUCUUACGAAGAUCCUGAAAGAUAUUGAGAACAGCUCAGAGGUGCUGCUGGACCGCUGGAAGAUCGAUGUCCAUCCCAAUGACAGAGACGAGAAGGGCGACCCAGUGCCUUACAGCAUAAUCAACAAUUACUUCUCCAUCGGUGUGGACGCCUCCAUCGCCCACAGAUUCCACGUCAUGCGGGAGAAGCAUCCCGAAAGGUUCAACAGCAGGACCAAGAACAAGCUGUGGUACUUCGAGUUUGGGACGUCUGAAACUUUUUCUGCCACCUGUAAAAAGCUGCACGACUUCCUGGAAGUGGAGUGCGAUGGUAUCCAGCUGGACUUCAGCGACGUCUCCCUUGAGGGAAUCGCCGUCCUGAACAUCCCGAGCAUGCACGGCGGUUCUAACCUGUGGGGGGAGACCAGGAAGAGGCGGAGCCACCGGAGAAUUGGAAAAAAAGUUGGCGACAAACGGACUCCCCUGACUGACCCCAAAGAGCUCGUUUUUGCUGUUCAAGACCCGUCAGAUCACCUUCUGGAGGUGGUGGGCCUGGAGGGGGCCAUGGAGAUGGGGCAGAUCUACACGGGCCUGAAGAGCGCCGGCAGGCGCCUUGCGCAGUGCACUUCCGUUACCAUCAGGACCAGGAAAUCCCUCCCCAUGCAGAUUGACGGAGAGCCUUGGAUGCAGACCCCCUGUACCAUUGAAAUAAUGCACAAGAACCAGGCGCCCAUGCUGGUGGCCCCCCCACAAAAGAGCGGCUUCUUCGCCUCCAUCGUUCGGAAGUCCCGGAGUGAGAGCAGAGAGUAGAGGGGUUGAGCCAUGGUGGAUUGUCCCACCCCCCCCCAACAAGUGGGCUCCCAUUCCGGAUCUGCCGCCUUUGCCAAAACUCCUGCAUGGGAAUCGCGUUUACGGGCGUGUCUGUCGUUGCCUGAAGAUCGAGGCUCUACCUGUGCAACAGACAGAGGUUAAUUUAUGGGCUGAAAUCCUCCAAAGAGGAUGGAGAAACGGGGAGGAGAUGGCAGCAAGUGUUCUGGGGCAACAUCCGCCUGUAGUUAUUUGGGGUAAAUUAAGCUUCACAGUGCUGCAGUUCACAGAAGAUGAUCUGCCUGAAGCAGAUUGCUUGGCACGGCCAAUUCUGUGUGGCUCUUGUUUUUUUUGUUCAGCCUGUCAUUUAAGUUUUCUCCUCUGAAGGAAAUACUUUUGCCGUUAAAGUGUGGUCGUAUUUACAAGGUAAUAUGUUGAAGCAUCUCUCACCCAUAGACAUUCUUCCAGAAUUUUGUUUUCUUGGAGGAAGCUCUGUUUUUCAAAGGCCUGUAUUGUUUGGCUGUUGCACUCUCUCACAGUAUAACCACCUGCGUGGUUCAGAAAUUCUGAAAUGCUGAAGUUUAGGUAUCGUAGGCGCAUGAAUUAAAACGUUACAAAGCAGUAUCUCUGUUACCGUGUUUUAUUUGCUGUUUGAUCCACACAGACGGACAUACCGUGUCAAUAUAAGCUUUUAAAAUUGCAUUUUCUGCUUCUUUUGAGGUGUCUCUAUGUGAAAAUAAGCAGCGCUUUACGAUGAGCGGGAAAUGGCUUUAUCUGCCUCUGUCAGAGAUGAUCAUUUAACUGCCAUCAUUCCUCUGCAAAGAUAUUAUUUCACAGCUUCAUCACCGAGAUCCAGAUGUGCGUAUUAUACUAAAAAUUUCCUGAGAUUUUUGAUAUUUCGGGUCUUUUUAAACAUGACAAAGAGAAGAAGAGUCAGGAAGCAUUUUUAUGAUGCCAUUAAUUUAAGAUUUAAUCCACCACCGAACAUUUCUGUCCUGUUUUUUAAGAAGACGGUUUCAAAUUUGAAAACAGAAAUACCAACCUUGUAUGCUGUCCUGCAUUAAUAUUCUGCCUGUUUUUAUUAAUUUUGUAAUAGUCCUGUAAGAACCAGGAUGUGGGCACGCACUGUAUACUGUAUAUACAUCAAUAUUUAAGGAGAACACACGCCACAUGAAUCCCAUAAUUACAUUGACUCAGCAGUCCUAUAGAAAUCAUUAUAUUGACUCAUCUGCAUGCUUUAUUCUGCAAUUUGCAUGCUGUUGCAUGGAGGACAGAAAACACAACCGAAGCCCAUUACGGGUCCCUAACCUUCACUGAUAAGUGUUUGUUCAGUCUCUUUUCGAGGCCCCUUUCUGUGCUUUGUGACCAAAGUCCACAUUUACAUACGUUGACACAAAACAAUAGAAAUGUAAAUCCCUCACAAAUAUACCGAUCUUUAAUUCAAAGUGCUUGAUUGGGCCUGGCACCGAAAGUGACCACGCUUGUAUUAUUAAGAAAAACCAUUGGGCCGAUCUCCGCCCCCUCCCCUGUUUCGUCUCCAGCUGUGGCUCCUCUGCUCUGUUCCAGCUCUGUUCCCUGUUGUUGCCCUCAGGGAAUGCCUCAGUAUAAUUCACAAUAAACAAUAGGCGGCGGGCAAACCUUAUCUUUCCUGCACGUCUUAUUACUUUAUGUUUUUAGUGCCGUGUUUGCACACUUAGGCACUGAUGUAAUCAGUUCCAGGCCUUGUGUCCGACUUGGGCGAUACCACACAGUUCUAACCUAAUUCUAAAAUACAUUGGUGUUCAUACGUACAGUAGCAUAUCUUUCAGACUGCUGGGUCACUCAUGUUCAUUUUCUGUGUUGUUACCUAUAUUUUUACCUGCAUGAAUAUUUUAAGAAUCCUGUACUGGUUUUUCAAUGGGCUUAUUUGAGGAACAGAUUCUUUGGCAUUGUUUACAAAGAUUGUUUUGGAUUUCAUGCAUUUAGUAGGGGGUCUUGCCUUUAAAUUAGUCUUGAAUUUGAAGCCUGGAGAUAUUUAUUGAUAUUUAAUUUGAGUUUUGUUACUGGUUCUGUUGUAUAUGCCUCUGAGAACUAUGUUACUUGCCCUCUUGUUUUCAUUGCAAGAUAAUAUAUACAUAACAUGCAAUUAGAUGUCAGUUUAUUUGUGUAUUAAAUGUGUGAUAUAUAUUUUCAAAUAUUGCUAUUCAGAGAGUGUGGUGCUGUAUUUUCUUUGUCGUUUCAUACCAUUGUGAACCAUUUUUCCUUAUAUUGUGGGAUGUCACAUGCAUUAAACCUUAAUUGCAGUUAAA